CAACACAGCAUGCCUGGAGAAGAGAACGGUAAGGUUCCGUCGGUUCCGACGGUACCAACGGGCCGUAUCCUGCCGGCCGAUAGCUACACAUCGACCGAUCCCGCCGUACCGGUGAAGCUGCGCAUAGCGAAGGAAGGCUUGGCUUCGCUCGAUCCACUCUCCGUCCCGGACCUGAUGAACCGUACCGUGCGCGACCAUCCCAACCAUCCGGCGAUGGUGUUCCGAAACGCCCAAAAACAGUGGCAAACUGUCACUUACAGCGAGUAUCGCAACCGUGUCCAUCAUAUGGCGAAGGUGUUCAUCAAACUCGGACUCGAGCCCCAUCAUACAGUGGCGGUGCUGGCGUUCAACAGCCCGGAAUGGUUCGUUUCCGAGCUUUCGGCGAUUCACGCAGGUGGCAUCAUUACCGGCGUGUACACUACCAACUCGGCUGAAUCGGUGCAACAUGUGCUUGAAAGCUCCCGCGCCCAGAUCGUGGUGGUGGACGAUGCGAAGCAAAUGGAGAAAAUCUGUUCGAUUCGUCAGAACCUGCCGAACCUGAAAACAGUCAUUCAAACGAUGCCACCGUACGCACCGUACGUCAAGCGGGAGGAUGGCUUCUAUCGCUGGUCAGAAUUGGAGGAAAUGAACGUGGAUGAUGUGGAGGAAGAGUUCAACAAUCGUCAAGCGAACAUAGCCAUCAAUCAAUGUUGCUGUUUGGUGUACACGUCUGGUACGGUCGGUAAUCCAAAGGGCGUUAUGCUAAGCCACGACAACUUCACAUGGGAUUCGUACGCGAUCGGCAAGCGACUCUACCAAAUUCGUUACGCCGAGGAGGUGCUCGUAUCCUUCCUCCCUCUCAGUCACGUCGCCGCCCAGAUGGUAGACAUCUUCCUAACGCUGCAGUUCGCCUGUACCGUGUACUUUGCCGAUAAGGAUGCAAUGAAGGGUACGCUACUGAACACGCUGCAGGAAGCGAAACCGACGCGUAUGCUAGCGGUGCCCCGUGUGUAUGAGAAGAUCCAGGAAAAGAUGCUCGCGAUCGGGGCCCAGAGUGGUGCGGCGAAGAAGUUGGUCGCCGGUUGGGCAAAAAGCGUAACGCUGCAGCAUCAUCUAGACGCGAUGGAAGGAAAACCGACAAACUCGUGGCAAUAUCGCCUGGUGAAGAACUACGUCCUGUCGAAGGUAAAAGAUGCGCUCGGAUUCAGCCGUUGCCUAACAUUGGCGACAGCGGCCGCUCCGAUGGACCGUGAAACGAAAAAGUACUUCAUGAGCCUCGAUCUACCGAUCAACGAGGCUUUCGGUAUGUCAGAAACAUCCGGUGCGCAUUCGUUGACUGCUCCGGAUAGCUAUAACUUCGAUACGAUCGGUAAACCACUCGGUGGUUGCGAGACGAAAAUUGACAAACCGGACGAGAAAGGACACGGUGAAAUAUGCAUGCGUGGCCGUCACAUACUGAUGGGAUAUAUAGGAGAGGAAGGAAAAACUCACGAAGCUGUUGACGAGGACGGUUGGCUGCAUUCGGGCGAUGUGGGAUACGUAGAUGAGUCUGGAUUUAUGUACAUUACGGGGCGCAUCAAGGAACUUAUUAUCACCGCGGGCGGUGAAAACAUCCCGCCAGUGCACGUGGAGAAUCUCGUUAAGAAUGAGCUACCGUACGUGAGCAAUGCAUUCCUCGUGGGCGAUAAGCGCAAAUUCCUUACCAUGCUGAUAACGCUCAAAACGCAAAUGAACCUCGAUACCGGUGCACCGAAGGAUGAGCUAACGCCGGAGACGAUCAUUGCGCUGAAGGAACUUGGCGUCGAAUAUGGCAAACUGAGUGAAGUUCAUGCAGCUGGUCCUUGUCCGAAGGUUUUGAAAGCCAUCCAGGAAGGCAUCGAUCGCGCAAAUGCGAAAGCCAUCUCGAACGCGCAGAAGAUUCAAAAGUAUGCCCUACUGAAGGAAGACUUUUCCGUGCCUGGUGGUGAGCUGGGCCCUACGCUGAAGAUCAAACGUAACGUAGUGGUGGAAAAGAACAAGGACGUUAUUGAAAAGUUCUACUCGUAGGGAAAACAUACCAGUGAUCGACUCGUGCAAACAACUUGUGCAAUUUUCUAACGAUGUUUUUGUUUUCUUCCCCUUCCUAUGGGGCUAUUCCUUUUCUUUUUGUUUGUUAGUGAUAUGUUUUGCAAAAUUUCCUAUUUCUUUACACUAUCUUAAUAAGUAAUAUAGACAAGACAUACAUAAGCAUUUCCAUUCUGCUUCUGGUAGAAGGAAAUCGAUGGGACAAGUGCGACACUAUUAUAUCUACGGCAUUCGUCACCGGUUACCCGGCGAGAAACAAUGCCCUUUACCCGCUACACCGUAGCUGAUUGUUAGUUUAAAGUAAUUGGUCAGUGUGCAACGUUCUGAAAUUCACUUCAGAUGUGUUGGUUUGAUUAUCGUGUACUGUACCGUUAAACGUAAGUUGUUUGGUGAUAUUAUGUAGAUGCUUUCACCAUUCGGGUGAAAAUCCCUUGCCAGAUGAAUAAGACAAGAAUAGAAUGGAUCAUUAGAGUGGGAGUUUGUGUUGCUCGCAAAAGUGUUUUCGUAGUUAUUGUGGUAACAUAUUGUACAAACAUUCGUUCAGAUGCGUAUCUAAUGCAUUUAGUCAUUUAGACUUUUCCAAAGUAAUUGUACAGACAUAAUGGAAAGCAAAUGCGUAACGCCAGGAAGAAAAAAAACGUUAACUGUGAAUAAAUCAUUGUUGAACUGAUUCGAAAAGAAAAAUAAAAUGUACA
Messenger RNA from Anopheles moucheti, 2738 nucleotides. It is a transcript of the gene bgm, whose product is annotated as very long-chain-fatty-acid--CoA ligase bubblegum. NCBI's taxonomy places the organism in Eukaryota, Metazoa, Arthropoda, Insecta, Diptera, Culicidae. Gene Ontology annotation, cellular component: endoplasmic reticulum; membrane. Gene Ontology annotation, molecular function: long-chain fatty acid-CoA ligase activity. The coding region runs from base 10 to 2025 and encodes 671 amino acids. The transcript is spliced from 8 exons. The record is from RefSeq and is a predicted model, not a curated record.